AUGGUCCAAAAGCAACAAACAAGUCAAGCAAAGACUGGGCCCAAUGUGCUCAAUUGUAAUCAGACUGUGCCUUCAAAAUGUCAUUUGAAUAAACCAAUAAGAAAACAGCCUAGCCAAGGAAAACCUAAUGCAAAAGUAAUCAUAAGACAGGGAAACAAAAAGCCAGAGUAUCUACCUUCUCAUUGGAGACCUCACCAACCAAGACCUCUGCAUCACUAUCCUGGCCAACCAAAACCUGAACCAAAGGUGCCUUUGCUCAGUCAUCCUGCUGUACAAAACCAGUAUUUUAGUCCCUAUCCACAUAAACCUACCAAGCGCCCUGGCUCAAAGAAACAAGGUCCAAGGCGACCUCGUCCACACAGACCUUCUCAAAAACCAACAUUGAAACCUAAACCUGGCUCUCAUCAUCAUUUUCCAGGGGUAUGUCCUCCCCUACAACCUGGAAAGUUGCCAUUAAAUCUUAAUCCAGCAGCCUCUAAGCCUCUAUCUUCAGGACCAUCUUUGCUGAUCACCAAAGCUUCCACGACUGUUCAACCUGCAUCAUAUACCAGAAAUCCCAUCAAAAGCUCUAUGCUUUCUAGCACUAAAUCUUGCCCAGAUUCCAGCUCCAUGGUUACAAAAUCCACUGCUUCUAACAAAUCCAUGAUUAAUACCCCCAAAUCCUCCAUUACUCCUACCACCAAAUCCUCUAUCACUAAUAAACCUGCCACAAUUAUUACUACAUCCUCUACCACAAAAAAACUUGUGACAUCCACCACCAAGUCCUCCACAAGUUUGUAUCCUACCACCUUCACCACUAACAAAUCUACAAUUAUCAAGCCUUUGCCUUCUACCUAUAAAUCUAGUACCACCAACCCCACCACUUCUCCCAAAUCCACCAAUUCUAAGACUGUUACCUUUACAACCAAAUUCACCACAAAGAUGAAAACUCCUACUACAAAACUGACUACCUUUACCAAGGCUCAGACAACCAGCACUGAACUUUCAAACAGUAGCAAUACCACAGCUGAUGCCAACUCAUCUGAGACUGUAUCUCUCAACCAAGCUGAAAUCACUAGUUUCUCUGUCACCAAUCCACCUAUUACAAACUCUGCUCCAACUACCAAAUCUGUGAUGAAAACUACUAAAUCUCUCACUACCUCCAAAGAUGCUGAAGCUACCACUACAACUCCUGUUUCUAAUUUAUCAACAACUGUCUCAAAAACUACAUUUCCUGUCACCAAAAAUUCAGCUUCUCAGUCUAUAUCUCCCACCACUGCACCCACUACUACCACUGCAUCAACUGUCAAUACAGCCGUGCUAUCAUCAGCCACUACUACAGUUCUGGUAGGAAGCACCUUAAGAGCUGCUGAUACUACAAAGUUGCCAACCACCACCAAGGCUUCUCUCUCUACAGCACCAAGAACCAUAGUUGCCUCUACCACAUCUGCUCCCGAAGUUACUUCAAGCUCCUUUAUCACAGAAGUUUUCCCCACCUUAGUGGAUCUCUCUACCACAUCUGAUGCUUCAAUCACUCCCACUUCCUCUACCAUUUUUCCUUCAAUUUCUUCUACCUCCAUCACUGAAACUUUUCUCUCUACUGUGUCUGCUCAUAGCAGUACUACACCUACUGCUGUGACCAAUUCAACACCUUCUACCACAGCAUGGGCUUUCGCUACCACAUCUGCUGCUACAACACCUACGUCCACAUUUGCGCUGACAGCCAGCUCUACACCUAUCACUUCAGAGGCUGAUAAUAAUAUGAACCCAGCCACUGCAAUUGCAGCUGUGCCCAAAACUGCUCCUACUUCUACAACCACAGAAGUAGCCACUACCACAGAUAGUUGGUCCACAACAUCAGCUGUCCUUCAUACAACAGCAUCCACAAUGACCAUCCCUGAAACAACCACAAAUUUUAUUUCCACCACUACCACUGUCCCCGCUGUACCUUACUUGACUACAGGACCAGAUACCACAGCUUCAUUCACUGAUUCAUUGGCCACAACUCUGGCCUCUACAGAUGGCACAUCAACAUCUUACUCAAGCAGAAUUGUUGACACUCCACUUUAUUAUGAACCCAACACUACUGAUUUCACCUCUAUGGCCUUCUAUACAUCACCUGAGACCACAAGCACUUCUGCCUUUUCUAGCAGCACACAGUCAACCACAUCCACAGAUGUACCUGCUGCCACCACAACUGUUUCUACUACUCUCUCUACAACUUCCUCUCCUUCUAUUAUCACAGACACUGGCCCCACCACAGCUUCCACCCUUCCAGCACCUACUCCUCCAAACACUACUCAUGCUGCCCCCUCCACAACUGAGGUUUCCACCACAACUGUUGCUAUUGCUGUCUCUACUAACCCAUCUGCUUUGUCUACCUCUUCUAAAGCAGCUACACCCACAAGUAUCACCUCUGCUGCCACUAACAUACCUGUCAUGACCACAGUAGUCUCCACCACAGCUGCUUCCAUGGCCACUUCCCCCUUUGUUGCUCCUGGCACCACACAAGCUACCACAAUAAUGGAUUCCCAUUCUAGCACCGCACAGGUAGCCACAGAUACAGCUGUCCUCUCUGUCUCACCCAGUGAAGUCAGUCACACCACCGCUGCUACCACGACCGUUGCUGCUCUCUCCACCACUCCUUUGGCUGAUGCUGUCAGCUCUCCAGCCACCACUCCUGCUGCUUUCACUCCUACUGCCACCACCAUCUUACCAGCUUCUUCCACAUCUUCCAGCACUUCACCACCUUCUGUCACAACAUAUCCUGAGCACACCUCACCAUCAACCACUGUGACCACCCCUGAAAUCACCACAAAUUCUAUUUUUCCUACUAUACCUGACUCAUCUGCUCUUUUUCCUACUAUGAUGGAUGAUACUACAGCUUCAUCUACUGAUGCCAUACCAAGUACAGAGGUCAUCACAGAAGACUUGACAACCUUUGAGUCUACCACAUUUGAUGACACUACUUUUGAGUAUGAUAUUGAAACUACAACUCCUGACACUGUCACUACUCUUACUACCACCACCUCUUCAGCUCUUUCUGUCACCACAGAGCCCACCACCACCACUGAAAGGCCCCUCAGCUCACCUGCUGCCACAACCAUUUCUCCUCAUUCCUCUGCUAAACAGUCUGUCACUACUGGUUCUCUAACCACCACUGCUGCUCAUACCACACCUGCUCCUACAACCAUGACAUCUGUGACCACACCAUUAGCUGAGACCACUAUUAAACCUGUUUCUUUCACCACACCUGGAGCGUCUAUAGCAUCAUCCAAAAGUACCACAUCUGUGGCCACCAACACCCCUACCACGACCACAGAAGUUUCAACCACAGUUAAUUCCAAUGUAACAUCUGAUACAACCACAUCUGCUCCUUUCAUGACCUCAGCUAACAUCUCUAACUCCUUUGCUGCAUUCAACACCUCACCCCUUGAAACAAUCACUUUUGCUUUCUCCACCACAGUUGGGAUCUUAACUUCUUCUUCUCCUGCUAUCAAUGCCACAUUUUCCACAACGAGAACUUCUGCUCACUCUUUCAACACUCAAGAUGACACCACUACCUCUACUGAAACAACCACUAUCUCUACUGCUCUUCCCACAACCUCCUCCACAACAACCACUAGUCAGCCCAUCACCACCACAGAACAGGUCUUCUCAUCUACUACCACACCUGCUGCCACAAGUAUUUUUGUCCCUACCACUUCCUUACUGAGUCCCACUAAAAAAGUUCUUCCCUCAAGUUCAUCCAUUGCAGUCACAAGCACAGCCCCUGCCACUAUGACAAUUUCUUCUUCCUCAGCCAUUGCUCAGGCUGACACCACUCUCUCUGCUACCACCAUCCCUUUUUCUACUGCUCUUCCCACAGCCUCCUCCACAUCUUCCACCUCUGUGCCUGCCAUCACCACAGCUGCGGUCUCUUCCUCAUCUGCUGCCACCUCAGCUGCCACAAGAAUGACUGCCCCUUCCAGUACCUCACAAAGUGCCCCUACCAUGACUCUUCCCUCAAGUUCAUCCGCUGCAGUCAUCAGCACAGCCCCUCCCACUACAACCAUUUCUUCUUCCCCAACCACCAUGCAGUCUGUCUCAGCCACUACUUCUUCUCCUACUACCACACCUACUAACACAACUACCACUGUCAACAUGAAAGCUGCCACCUCCACAGCUGAGGUGUUUUCUGAAUCAGCUACCACCAUCAUCAUACCUGCUGUGACAAACACAUCUGCCUCUUCCAGUAUCACACCACCAGCCACAACCACAGCUGUCCCUCCCACCACAACCAUUUUUUCUUCACCAACCACCAUGCAGUCUGCCUCAGCCACCACAUCUACUACUACCACCACACCUACUGACACAACUGCCAUUAUCAACACAAAGGUUGCCACCUUCACAGCUGAGGUGUUUUCCUCAUCAGCUACCAACAUAACCACACCUGUUGUGAUGAACACAUCUGUCUCUUCCAGUACCACACCACCAGCCACUAACACAGCUGUCCUAUCUAUUUCAUCUGCUGCAAUUCCCAGCAUUACACCUGCCACUAUGACCAUUUCUUCUUCUUCAACUGCCUUUCAUAUUGACACCAUCCUCCCUGCUACCAGAACACCUUUUUCUCCUGCUCUUCCCACAACUUCCUCCACAACUACCACUACUCAGCCUGUCACUGCCAUAGCUCAGAUCUCUUCAUCUGCAGCCACACCUGCUGCCACAAGUACCUCAGCCUCUUCUGGCUCCUCACAGAGUGCCAGUACCACACCUCUUCUAUCAAGUUCAUCUGCUGCUGUCACCAGCACAGUCCCUGCCACUAUGACCAUUUCUUCUUCCCCAGCCACUGCUCAGGCUGACACCACUCUCUCUGCUACCAACAUCUCCUUCUCUACUGCUCUUCCCACAGCCUCCUCCACAUCUACCACCUCUGGGUCUGUCAUCACCACAGCUGUUGUCUCCACCUCAUCUGCUCCCACAUCUGCUACCAAAAGAACUACUGCCCCUUCCAGCAUCUCACAGAGUGCCACUACCAUGACUCUUCCUUCAAAUUCAUCUACUGCAGUCACCAUCAUCUCACCUGCUACAAGUACAUCCGCCUCUUCCAGUACCACACCACCAGCCACAAACACAGCUGUACCUUCUGCCACAACUAUUUCUUCUUCCCCAACCACUGUGCAGUCUGCCUCAACCACCACCUCUACUUCUACCACCACACCUACUUAUACAACUACCAUUGUCAAUACAAAGGCUCCCACCUCCACAGCUGAGGUGUUUUCCUCAUCAGCUGCCACCAUUACCAUACCUGCUGUGAUGAACACAUCUGUCUCUUCCAGUACCACACCACCAGCCAUGAACACAGCUGUCCUGUCUAUUUCAUCUGCUACAAGUCCCAACACCACACCAGCCACUAUGACUAUUUCUUCUUCUUCAACCACCACUCAGGCUGGCACCACCCUCCCUGCUACCACAACAUCUUUUUUUACUGCUCUUACCACAACCUCCUGCACAACUACCACCACCCAGCCUGUCACCUCCACAGCUCAGAUCUCUUCGUCUGCAGCCACACCUGCUGCCACAAGUACCUCAGCCCCUUCCAGCUCCUCACAGAGUGCCACUACCACACUUCUUCUGUCAAGCUCAACUGCUGCAAUCACCAGUACAGCCUCUGUCACUACAACCAUUUCUUCCUCAGCCAGUGCUCAGGCUGACACCACUCCCUCUGCUACCAUCAUCCCCUUCUCAACUGCUCCUUCCACAGCCUCAUCCACAUCUACCACCUCUGGGCCUGUCAUCACCACAGCUGUGAGCUCCUCCUCAUCUGCUGUCACAUCUGCUGCCGCAAGUACCACUCCUCCUUCUUGCACCUCACAGAGUGCCACUACCACGACUCUUCCCUCAGGUUCAUCUACUGCAGUCACCAUCUCCUCACCUGCUACAACAAGUACGUUGGCCUCUUCCAGUACCACACUACCAAUCACAAACACAGCUGUACCUUCUGCCACAACCAUUUCUUCUUCCUCAACCACCAUGCAGUCUGCCUCAACCACCACAUCUGCUCCUACCACCACACCUACUUAUACAACUACCACUGUCAACACAAAGGUUGCCACCUCCACAGCUGAGGUGUUUUCCUCAUCAGCUAGAACCAUUACCACACCUGCUGUGAUGAGUAUAUCUGCUUCUUCCAGGACCACACCACCAGCCACAAACACAACUUUGCUAUCUAUUUCAUCUGCUGCAAGUCCCAGCAUCACAUCUGCCACUACCACCAUUUCUUCUUUCUCAGACAAUGCUCAGGCUGACACCACCCUCUCUGCUACCACCAUACCCUUCUCUACUGCUCUUCCUACAACCUCCUCCACAACUACCACCACUCAGCCUGUCACUUCCACAGCUCAGGUCUUCUCAUCUGCAGCCACACCUACUGCCACAAGUACUUCAGCCCCUUCCAUCUCCUCACAGAGAGCCACUAACACAGCUCUUCUGUCAAGUUCAUCCACUGCAGUCACCUGCACAGCCCCUGCCACUAUGAACAUAUCUUCUUCAACCACUGCUCAGCCUGACACCACCACCUCUGCUACCGCCAUAUCUGUCCCUUCUGCUCUUGCCAUGGCUUCAUCCACAUCUACCACCACUGUGCCUGUCAUCACCACAGCUGUGGUCUCUUCCACAACAGCUGCCACAGGAACUACUGCCCCUUCCAGCACCUCACAGAGAGCCACUACCAUGACUCUUCCCUCAAAUUCAUCUUCUGUAGUCACCAGCACAGCCCCUUCCACCACAAUCAUUUCUUAUUCCUCAGCCAAUUCUCAGGCUGACACCACUCUCUCUGCUACCACCAUCCCAUUCUCUACUGCUUUUCCCACAGCCUCACCCACAUCUACCAGCCCUGGGUCUGUCAUCACCACAGCUGCAGUCUCCCUCUCAUCUGAUGCCACAAUUACUGCUGCCCCUUCCAGAACCUCACAAGGUGCCACUACCAUGACUCUUCCCUCAAGUUCAUCUGCUGCAGUCACUAGCACAGCCCCUACCACUCUCACCAUGAAGGCUGCUACCUCCACAGCUGAGAUGCUUUCUCCAUCAACUAUCAUCAUGGCCACACCUGCUGCAGCUAGCACAUCUGCCUCUUGCAUAACUACACCCCCGGCCACAAACACAGAUGUUCUAUCUAUUUCAUCUGCUGCAAGUCCCAGCAUCAUUCCUGCCACUACCAUCUUAUCAUCUUCCUCAACCAUACAGUCUGUUUCUACCACUUCUACCAGCACAGAUGACCCUACCACACCUACUCAAACUACCACCACUGCCAUCUCAGAGAGAGUCACUACCACAGCUGAUCUCUUUUCUACAUCAGCUGUCACUACAAUUUCUGAGACCUCUUCCACCACCAGUGGUGAAUCUUCCUCAGCAUCUGCAAACAUUACAUAUGCUGCUACUUACACUGCCAUAGCUACUACAGCCAAUUUUACUACACUUGCCUCCACAACCACUUCUGCCACUUUUAUAAGCACGCAGGCUGCUCCUACCACACCUGGUCGCACUACUACAUCUGUUAUAACCAGUCCCACACCUACAGCCACAAUGACUUCAGCUCCUUCUACCACCAUAUCUGAUGCCUCAAACACUGCUUCCAUUAGUACCUCAACAGCCCUCACUACACCUGCUACCACUGCAUCAGCUACCACAGCAGUACCCUACACCACUUUAGGUGAUGCACUCAGCACACCUGUUUUCACUGAAGAGCUGGCCUCUGACAACCCCAUGACACCCACUACCAUACAUACUUCUAACACAUUUGAUAGCACGACCUCUCUUGACACCACAAUUCCACCUAUUGACACCACAAACAAUACUGCCAUCACUACUGAUGACACUUCUCCAUUUAGCCUUAGCACAUUUUAUGACACUACACUUGCCACUAAUGAUAGCACCACUGAUAGUGACACAGCUGAGUUUAUAUCAGAAGCAUUUACAGGAAAGUACAACUGA
Molecule: messenger RNA, 7950 nt
Organism: Orycteropus afer afer
Lineage: Eukaryota; Metazoa; Chordata; Mammalia; Tubulidentata; Orycteropodidae
Source: RefSeq, a predicted model, not a curated record